AUGCCCAAAGACGGAAAGAUGAGAUUUGUUCAGCAAGCAGGAAAGAGCAAGGACAUCAUCAACACGGCAAGCGCACAUGACGACCACAAGGACAAAUCCAUGGCUAGAUACCGUGCUAUCAAAACCCGAACCAGUCGAACCACCCACAGUGCUAGGGAAGCCACCCAACAAGAUCGAACCAUCAGACCAUCUCCGCCGAAAAUCAAAUUCCUCCACUCCGAAACACAAGCCAGCAAAAAGUCAGAGAGAGCCUCCUCUCUCGACGAAGCCUUUCAAGCAGCAAUCAAAGCCAUAGUACCAGAACGACUCGAAGCCACCAGAAGAGCAAAAGCGAAAAUGGGCCUCUCCCAAGAAACCACAAAGGAUGAUCCAAAAGUAGCCAAGUUCACCCAAAUAACAUCCACAGAUCCAACACCACCCGCCGCUCCAAAACUCCCAAAGGCAAAGGAAAAACCGCUUCUGCAAGCAGCAAUCGAACACAUUACACUGGACCGCUUACACACCGUCCUCUACAAAGCCCUCAACGAAUCUCCAAAGGCCCGUUCGGUGUUUGAGAGAGAACUCCUAGCCCCACUGUCUCCAGACCCUGAAGAGGAACAAGAGGCGAUAGCAGCAAAGAAGAAGCCAACAAGAAAACGACCACGGUUCGAGAUGUGUAGAUGGUGUAAAGAGGAAUUCGAUGUCACAGACAACCCCGACGAUGCCUGCAACCAUCACAAUGGGGUAUUAGAGCAAACCCGCCCUGAUGGCUUCACAUGGGAUUGCUGCCAGGCAGAUGGAGAUGACGACGGCUGUGAGACCACUGCCCAUGAAAUUGACGAGGAUUAUGACGCAAAGAAACCCAAGCGGUACUGGGAGUCUUGA
This is a messenger RNA of Aureobasidium uvarum, 864 nucleotides long. Lineage: Eukaryota; Fungi; Ascomycota; Dothideomycetes; Dothideales; Saccotheciaceae. The record is from the annotation of a GenBank genome assembly.